Messenger RNA from Arachis stenosperma, 1697 nucleotides. RefSeq names its product cytochrome P450 76T24-like. The transcript is spliced from 2 exons. Bases 21 to 1559 code for a protein of 512 amino acids. NCBI's taxonomy places the organism in Eukaryota, Viridiplantae, Streptophyta, Magnoliopsida, Fabales, Fabaceae. Gene Ontology annotation, molecular function: iron ion binding; heme binding; monooxygenase activity. The record is from RefSeq and is a predicted model, not a curated record.
ACAUACACAUAUGAGAACCAAUGAUGAUCAUGGAGUAUUUAUUAGCACUACCUCUUAUAGUUUCUUUUGUGUUCAUAAGCAUUAUUAUCCAUCAAAUUCUCAAAUCCAAAUUAGCCAUGAGAACACCUAAAUCAACCAAAUUCCCACCAGGACCUAAACCUUUACCAAUCAUAGGAAACAUCUUAGAACUUGGUACCCAACCUCACCAAUCACUUGCUAAGCUUUCUCAAACUUAUGGACCAAUAAUGACACUUAAGCUUGGUACCAUAACCACCAUAGUUAUCUCAUCUCCUAUGUUAGCCAAACAAAUCCUCCAAAAAUAUGACCAAAUUUUUUCUUAUAGAACAAUUCCGGAUACCAUUAAAGUACUUGAUCACCACAUGUAUUCAGUGGGAUGGUUACAACCUUCGACUCAAUGGAGGAUCCUUAGGAGAGUUUGUGCUACAAAAGUGUUCUCUCCAAAACAACUUGAUUCCACGCAAGUUCUUCGACAAAAGAAACUGCGAGAAUUAAUGGAUUUUGUGAAAAACAAAAGUGAAAAAGGCGAAAUCUUGAAUUUCAGUGAGACUUGUUUUACAACUGUACUUAAUUUUAUAUCUAACGCUUUCUUUGCAAUGGAUUUGGGUCAUUACGACUCUUCUGAGUCUCAAGAAUUCAAGGAUAUAAUUUGGAGCGGUGGGGAAGCAGCAGGAAAGCCUAAUGUAGUGGAUUUUUUUCCAUUCCUUGGAUUACUUGAUCCACAAGGUGCACGUGCAAGGAUGACCAAGCAUGCUAAAAAGUUGAUUGCCUUUCUUGAUGGUCUUAUAGAAGAAAGAUUGAAGUUAAGGGCUCUAGAAAUUGAGACUACCAAUAAAAGAGGCAAAGAUGUGUUAGAUUCUGUUUUAGAAGUUAUGCUGGAAGAGAAUUCUCAAGUGACUCGUCUCCAUGUUGUGCAUCUCUUCUUGACAUUAUUUGUUGCUGGAGUAGACUCAACAUCAAUCACCAUAGAAUGGGCAAUGACAGAGUUAUUACGUAAUCCAGAAAAACUUGAAAAACUUAGAAAAGAGCUUCAUUGUGUUCUUGGCAAUGCUGAACAAAAUGUUGAAGAAUUACAUAUAUCAAAGCUUCCUUUUCUAACAGCAGUGAUUAAAGAAACUUUACGACUGCAUCCACCGGGUCCAUUAUUAGUACCACACAAGGCCCACGAAGACGUUGAGAUAAGUGGUCUCAUGAUACCUAAAAAUGCACAAGUUUUGGUUAAUAUAUGGGCCAUGGGGAAAGAUCCAACUAUUUGGGAAAACCCUAAUGAAUUCAUGCCUGAAAGAUUCUUGGAUAGUAAAAUUGAUAUUCAUGGACAUGAUUUUGAAUUUAUUCCCUUUGGUUCUGGAAGAAGAAUAUGCCCUGGAUUACCAUUGGCUUAUAGAAGUGCACACAUUGUGUUGGGUUCUCUUCUAAAUGGCUAUGAUUGGAAGCUAGCAAAUGGAGAACAACCAAAAGAUUUGGAUAUGUCUGAGAAAUUUGGACUUACUUUGCAUAAGGCUCAACCUCUCCAAGCCAUUCCUAUAAAAUCACAACCAUAAUGAAGAUGCUGCUUAUUACAAAUAAAAGAGCAAUGUUACUGCUCUUCUUUAUUGCCGUUUUUAUUUUGUAGAUUUUAUGAAGCAUUAAAUAAAAUACUUUAAUUUUAAUCUAUUAGAAGUGUAAAAUAGUUUUAUAUG